Messenger RNA from Lotus japonicus, 1107 nucleotides. RefSeq lists its product as uncharacterized. Gene Ontology annotation, molecular function: catalytic activity. Lineage: Eukaryota; Viridiplantae; Streptophyta; Magnoliopsida; Fabales; Fabaceae. The transcript has a single exon. The record is from RefSeq and is a predicted model, not a curated record. The coding region runs from base 1 to 1107 and encodes 368 amino acids.
AUGAAGAUACUGAGCUGGAACUGUCGGGGCGUGGCAGCCACCCCGACGGCAAGAGAGCUGAGGAACAUUUGUUCCAAUAAUAAGCCGUCUAUUGUCUUCCUUAUGGAGACUCGAGCUAGAAGGGAAAAGAUUGAAGAACUUAGAAGAAGACUUGGUUUUGAUUACUAUUUUACUGUUGAUCCAAGAGGUAUUUCAGGGGGUCUGGCCCUCCUUUGGAAGAAAGAGGUACACAUCCACAUUUUCCAGUCAUCUGCUUAUUUUAUCCACUCCUCAGUGCAAGCCAGCAAUGAUACUUCCCCUUGGGAUUGCACCUUUGUUUACGGGGAUCCUUGUCCACAAAGGAGAAGACUUCUUUGGCCCCAAAUUGCAGCCGUGUGCUACAAAGAGGAUACCCCUUGGUGCCUCUUAGGUGAUUUUAAUGAUAUUUUGCACAAUCAUGAAAAGGAAGGGCUGAGACCCCAAUCCCCAUUAGUCUUACAAAGAUUUCGAGACUUUGUUCAUAGUUUGGAGCUUAUGGAUAUUGACUUAAAGGGUUGUAAAUUCACUUGGCACAACAAUCCGAGAGAUGGUUUUGUUACUAGAGAGAAAAUUGAUAGAGUCUUGGUCAAUUGGCGGUGGAGGGCUCUCUUUCAAAAUGCUACAGCCAUUGCCUAUCCUCAAAUCACCUCUGAUCACUCGCCAAUUCUCUUUGAUCACUCCCCUACCAACAGGAGCAAGAACCUCUUCAAAUACGAGGUUUUCUGGGAUGAACAUGAACAGUGUGGAGAGAUAGUCGCACAGGGCUGGUCUAAACCUACGGGCUAUGCUGAUCCUUGGCAGGACCUUUCCAAAAGAAUUAAUAAUUCAAAGAACAGUAUCUGGCAGUGGCAGAAAAAAACUUUCAAGGUGGCUGAUAAGGAGAUAGAGAGAUUGCAACAAGACCUGCUGAAAGUGCAAGGGAUGCCCCAUCAUCUGGUUGACUGGAAUAGAGUCAAGGACACAAAGGAGGAGAUUGACAGGUUAUGGAGACAAGAGGAACUCUUUUGGGGGCAAAGAUCACGCAUUAAAUGGGCCAGAUAUGGUGAUAAAAAUUCUCGUUUCUUUCAUGCUUCUACAAUCCAAAGAUGA